This is a messenger RNA of Exophiala spinifera, 1533 nucleotides long. RefSeq lists its product as uncharacterized. Gene Ontology annotation, biological process: DNA strand elongation involved in DNA replication; DNA replication. The transcript has a single exon. The record is from RefSeq and is a predicted model, not a curated record. NCBI's taxonomy places the organism in Eukaryota, Fungi, Ascomycota, Eurotiomycetes, Chaetothyriales, Herpotrichiellaceae. Bases 1 to 1533 code for a protein of 510 amino acids. Gene Ontology annotation, cellular component: delta DNA polymerase complex. Gene Ontology annotation, molecular function: DNA binding.
AUGGCGCCGAUCCACGGUCUCUUGCGGCCCUGGCAAAAAGACGAGAAAGCCCAGGAGCAAACUAGAGUGUCAAGCGACUACAGCCCGCUCUAUUCGUACCGCCUGUUACGGGGGGAGAAUAAACACUAUGUGCAGCAAUAUGGCGACAUGUAUUUCUUACGACUUGCGAAGCUCAAGCCUGCUGUCGAAGCGAUUGCCGCCGAAGAUUGGGAUGAUUUUGAGAUCGCAGGCGAAAGAGCCCAGAGGGUGGAAAGAGUGCUGGAUGUUCGUCAGGGUCAAUUAUGUUGGGUUGUGGGCACAAUAUACAUGGAUCUCCCAUUGAAGCCCAACAUCCUAGAAGACAUCUCGAAAGAUCGUUGGGUUGCCGGGCCAGCAUCACAGCAUCCUUACUACUCUGAGAACGGAGACACCCAGGUGAUGCUUGAAGACGAAUCUGGUCGUCUGCGCUUGACAGGGGCAAUGUUGAAGAACAACGUGUUGGUCACAGGUGUCAUCGUGGCGGUGCUGGGCACAGAAAACGCCAAUGGAGACUUCGAGGUGUUAGAUCUUCACGUUCCAGAACUGCCGUCGCAGCCGAAGAGAUGGGAGGGAGACGAAGAGGAGGAGGUGAAAAUGGACCUGGAUCGGCCGGGAAACAAGAUUGCUAUUUUGAGCGGCUUGAAUAUUUCGGGUACAGAGGCAGACACCUUGACGCUGUCCUUGCUCAGUGAAUUCUUGCUGGGGGAAGCCUUGGAUACGGAAGACAGACAGGAGGCUAGCACGAUAUCGCGCUUGAUCAUUGCUGGAAACUCCGUCGUCUCCGAUUUUGCGCUUCACCAGCCACUGUCCGACGACCCAAAAAAGCUCGGGAACAGAAAAUACGGCUAUGAUGCGGCCGCGUACAAUCCUUCACCACCUGCCCAGCUGGACCAGUUUCUUGCCGAGCUCCUCCCAAGCAUACCCAUAACACUUCUACCAGGUGACCAGGACCCGGCAAACGUCAGUUUACCGCAACAACCUAUUCACCCCGCUAUGUUGCCGCACUCACGAGCAUAUACCACCGCCAACGUCAGCGACCCAGAGGCCGACCAACCUGGAUGGCUAGACAGCGUCACGAAUCCUUGGGAUGGCGACAUUGAGGGGUGGCGAUUCAUGGGAAACAGUGGUCAACCCGUGGAUGACAUUCUCAAAUAUGUCGAGUACGGUGGUCCUGACGGCAAAGGCGCUGAUGGCAGGCUGGAGGUCAUGGCUAGUAUGCUGAGAUGGCGGUGCGGUGCCCCUACAGCACCAGAUACCCUGUGGUGUUAUCCGUUCCAAGAUCGAGACCAGUUUGUCAUCGAACAAUGCCCGCAUGUAUUCUUUGUGGGCAAUCAACCGCGAUUCGACACUACAGUGAUAGACGGACCCCGGGACCAACAAGUUCGCCUGAUCACAAUUCCUAAAUUUCACGAAACCGGCGAGCUUGUUCUCGUGGAUGCCAAAACUCUGGAAGUCGAGGUGGUCAAGUUCGAUAUUCACGACGCAGCCUCACAAUUGAAUGGUCAUGGAUCAUGA